Molecule: messenger RNA, 1296 nt
Organism: Kwoniella botswanensis
Lineage: Eukaryota; Fungi; Basidiomycota; Tremellomycetes; Tremellales; Cryptococcaceae
Exons: 4
Coding region: 1-1296 (431 amino acids)
Cellular component (GO): membrane
Source: RefSeq, a predicted model, not a curated record
AUGGCCACUGCAAAACUCUUGAUCCCCAUCCUGAAGCCAAUCUUACCGUACAUCCCUCUUCUCCCUACACCAGUACUAUCCCUCUUUCCAUCCCUCUUACUACACAUUACCACUCAUCCUGCCCCGUCCUCGACGUCGUUUGUCUCAGCAUCGACCACACAUCCUCUACACGCUCCUCUACUAUUCACCAUACUAUCUAUACCGGUCAUCUAUACCUUAGGACUGAUCAGUGGGAACGUCAGCUGGGUAGAUAGGUUAUGGCCCUUCUACACGCCUCUAUGCACGGGAUUAUUAGUACUUUGGAUCUUUGUCAAUGAAGAAGGAGCAGUGUACGGGCAUAAUAUACCUAGAGUUGGAUUGAUGUGGGGGUUACAACUCCUGUGGUCGAUGAGACUUCUCUCUCACGCUCUCAAGAGGGAUUUCUACAACCUCAAAUCAGAAGAUUACCGAUAUACAGUCUUUCGAUCACUGGUACCCCGACCGAUAUUCAGCCUAGUUCACAUAUUCGUCAUCGCCAUUGCUCAACCGAUCUUACUAUUUAGUCUCAGUCUACCGAUAUACGCUAUCAUGUCAUUACCUCCUAGCGAGCUAGCUUCGACUUCCAGAAAUGGUAUAUCCUUUAGAUCCAUAUCACCAUUUCUUCCGGAAAGAUACAGAAAUUCUGCACCAGGCGGAACGGUCGUAUUGAACCUUGCAGAUUUGGUAGUAUCAAUACUAGCUAUUGGAUGUUUGAUCAUUGAAUAUACAGCGGAUAGUCAAAUGUACGAAUUCCAAUCUACAAAACAUAACUUGAUCAAGACUUUACCCAAAGACAAAAUCGUUCAUCCACCUCAACCUCAACCUCAACCUCUACUAACCCAAAGUAAGAGCAAACUUCCUCAACCUACGGUUUACCCUCCUUCACAUCAUCCUGGGUUCCCGACUAAGGGGAUAUGGCGAUAUUCCAGACAUCCCAAUUUCGCUUCGGAGCAGUUAUUCUGGGUUACGCAAGCUCUGUUCGUCAUUGCUGGAUCGGAUUCUAGUGGAGUGACAAGGAGAGGUGAUGCGUGUGUAUGGGCACCAUGUUUUGCGUUGAGUAUAUUAUUCUGCGCAAGUACAUUCUUAACAGAAUGGAUCACGAGUCGAAAGUUCCCCGUAUACCGCUCGUAUAGGCGAUUAGUGGGACAGUUUCUGCCUCAGGAAACGUUCUGGAUCUGGUUGGCAGGUUGUAUCGCGGGGUAUAGAAGGAAACAACUCGAAAGAGUGUAUGGGCUUACGGAUCAGAUUGAUAGGCAGAAGAGAAAGAAGGGUCAGUAG